Thlaspi arvense is the source of this 1445-nucleotide messenger RNA. Lineage: Eukaryota; Viridiplantae; Streptophyta; Magnoliopsida; Brassicales; Brassicaceae. The record is from the annotation of a GenBank genome assembly.
AGGAGGCUAUAAAAAGGAUAAACUAAAUCCAUCAAAUCAUGAUCAUCCUCACAAACGAGAAAUACAUACAAUCUUUUUCUGUCUCUCCUCGCUUUUGAUCAGUGUGAUCACGCACGGUGCCGUGAAAGAGAAGGAAGAAGGAAGAUAUAGAGAAAAAUGGGAAUCCUUUUUGACGAAACCUUAAGCUCUAACGCUAAAACCAAAAUUGUUGUUGAUGAUGAUAAUGAGUUGGGAUUGAUGGCCGUAAGACUUGCCAAUGCCGCCGCCUUUCCAAUGGUUCUCAAGGCCUCCCUCGAGCUUGGUGUCUUCGACACACUCUACACCGAAGCCGCUUGCACCGACUCGUUCCUCUCACCGUCUGAGAUAGCGAGUAGGCUGCCAACCAAACCUCGUAACCCUGAGGCGCCAGUUUUACUAGACCGGAUGCUUCGUCUACUCGCUAGCUACUCCAUGGUCAAAUGUGGUACGGACCCAGCCAUUAAGGGCGAGAGGGUCUAUAGGGCCGAGCCGAUUUGCAGGUUUUUCUUGAAAGAUAACAUUCAAGAUAUGGGAUCUCUUGCUUCCCAAGUCAUUGUCAAUUUCGACAGUGUCUUCCUCAAUACCUGGGCGCAAUUGAAAGAUGUGGUGCUAGAAGGAGGAGAUGCAUUUGGCCGUGCACAUGGUGGCAUGAAACUCUUCGACUAUAUGGGAACAGAUGAGAGAUUCAGCAAACUCUUUAACCAGACCGGGUUCACCAUCGCGGUCGUGAAGAAGGCUCUUGGAGUCUAUGAAGGCUUCAAAGAUGUGAAUGUGUUGGUUGAUGUGGGAGGAGGAGUUGGCAACACCCUUGGUGUUGUUACUUCCAAAUACCCUAAUAUUAAAGGUAUCAAUUUUGAUCUGACAUGUGCCUUGGCACAAGCACCUUCUUACCAUGGGGUGGAACAUGUCGCCGGAGAUAUGUUCGUGGAAGUUCCAACCGGAGAUGCCAUGAUUUUAAAACGUAUACUUCAUGAUUGGACCAACGAAGACUGCGUAAGGAUUCUAAAGAAUUGUUGGAAAUCUCUACCAAAGAACGGUAAAGUUGUUGUCAUAGAAUUAGUCACUCCUGAUGAUGCGGAGAAUGGAGACAUCAAUGCAAACAUUGCAUUUGACAUGGACAUGCUAAUGUUCACCCAAUGUUCCGGUGGGAAAGAGAGGUCACGAGCCGAGUUUGAAGCUUUGGCUGCAGCUUCUGGCUUCACCCAUUGCAAGUUCGUUUGCCAAGCUUAUCACUGUUGGAUUAUUGAGUUUUGCAAAUAAAAUGUUAAAUCCUCAUCAAUAUUGUCAAUUUCAUCUUCGUUUAAUUCCUUGUUUGAGAUGAUCAUGCCUUUGUCCCUGUCUCCAAAGCAAUUAAAUAAAAAUAAGCUUUUUAAUUUAUUUUUAAAGUUUCCACUAUAAUUGAAGGUUUCAUUCUUUCUAUUACUGCA